GGGGGCGGGCUGGGGGCGGAGCGCCGGGCGGCAGCGGCUCUGGCUCGGGCUCGGGCUCGGGCUGGGGCUGGGGCUUGGGCUCCAGCUCGGGCCCUGCACCUGUGACUCGGCGGCGCUGCUCCUCCGCUGCCCCAUGGCCCCGUCCCGGCUGCAGCUCGGCCUCCGCGCCGCCUACUCGGGCUUCAGCUCGGUGGCCGGCUUCUCCAUCUUCUUCGUCUGGACGGUGGUCUACCGACAACCGGGGACUGCGGCGAUGGGGGGUCUCGCAGGUGUCCUGGCCCUGUGGGUCUUGGUGACCCACGUGAUGUACAUGCAGGAUUACUGGAGGACCUGGCUCAGAGGGCUGCGGGGCUUCUUCUUCGUGGGUGCUCUCUUCUCCACAGUCUCCGUUUCUGCCUUCUGCACCUUCCUGGCGUUGGCCAUCACCCAGCACCAGAGUCUCAAAGACCCCAACAGCUACUACCUCUCCUGUGUCUGGAGCUUCAUUUCCCUCAAGUGGGCCUUCCUCCUCAGCCUCUACGCCCACCGCUACCGGGCUGACUUUGCAGACAUCAGCAUCCUUAGUGAUUUCUGACCCAGGGAAUGAGGUCACUGCAGCCUGGGGGAGGGCCUCGGGGUCUGGACUCUGCUUCUGAGUCAUCAACGGAGCUCACCCCAGCCCCUGGGGACUCCAGAACCGUGGUGGAGUUUACGGGCCAGUUCAGUUUCCCAAAAAUCUGUCUGGACCCCUUUUGGGGACGACCUGGAGCUGAUAAAGGGGCACUGCCAAUCUGCCCGUUAGCCCAGCUAGAGGGCAGCUUAGACCUUUCCAAAUGGAUUUAUUUUCUUAGCACUCUGAGGAUCUUUGCAAGUAGGGCCGUGACAAUGAAUUCAAUGGGUAGGAUUGAAACUGUGGCUAGUGGCAGGGGCUGGGACAGGCUUCCUUGCUACCCCAGACUUCACUGAAGCUGUGUGUGUGGGAGGCAUCAAAGGUCUGGUCAAGUGAGGAAUCUCUAGUACAGAUGUCCAUCCCAGGUCUCCCACCCUAUUGUCCUCAAAGGUCGGGUAGCUAAAUUCAUUGAUCCUUAGGGAAGUGACAACUGGCUCUUUCUCUGAGCAGCGUAGUUGGACAGAAUCCAGCGUCUGUCCCUCCUACCUUCCCAUCCAGAGUUUGUUUCCCACGAGGGUGCUAGCACCAGUCAACCAUUCCCGUGUGUCCCACGUGCACACAUGACCACAUACACCAGAGCAGGACUCCUCAGAUGAGGCUAGACUUGAGGACCACAGGAAACAUCCCUGCACCUAGAAGGGCUUUGGGAUCGGGAACAACCUGGUGGGGGCAAGUGGGACCUCCCCAUCUGUACUGAGGGUCUAGCCUUGCACAUCACCUGCCCCUCACUGCACAAGACCACCCUGACCCUGAGGACCUUCUCCCUGCACCAGACCCCACCUUUGACCUUUCACCUUCUCUCUCUCCUGAAGGAACUUUUCUGAGUAGACACGGGGCCCAAGGCCUUACCCAAGUGGAGAGGGAAGGCAGGGGCUGCUACAUGUAUCCUUCUCUGGUAGGUUACCAUUUUGCACGUCUGCUUUUCCACAUGGGCACUGCCCCCAGCUCUCUGCCUUACCCGUGUCAUGAGCACUUCAGCGGAAAUACAGCGGCCAUUUUAACCAGCCUCAGGGUGUUUCUUUGUGGGUGGGUGGGGUCUUGAGAGGGGACAGGACUGGGCAAGACAGGGACUCUAGCUAUCUGAUCAUCUCACUAACUUUGGGGCUACUGGGCAGCCCCUCCCCCAUCUCUGGUCCCUCUUGGUUAUCCCUGCACCCUAAGCCAAGGUAGAUGGGAAAGGGAAUCUUGGGGUUCCAAGGUACAUGGUGACCAGGAUGUGCAGAUUCAGAACCAGAAAGGCAGGAGCUAGCACCUCCCUCUCACGCUGGGCUAGCAUAUGCUCAAAACAUGGCACUUCAGAGCAGGGAGGAACAAGGAACCAAGUCUAUUUCUAGAGCCUUAUACUGGUAGAACCCCCUACUGAUACAGGAGGCAAAGACUUUACUGACCUCCGGGCUAGGACUUAAGCCCAGGUGUGUCUGCUUCAUGACCUUUUUGGGGUGUCAUGGCAAACUGAACCUGAGAUCUUGUUCCCGAAUCCCACAGGCCCAAUGUAUAAGGCUCAGGCCGGGGCCAUCUCCUUUUUCUCCUGGGUUGGUGAGCACAGAUUUGGAGUGGUUUCUUCCCGAAUGCAGCAGCCAUAGAAGGAUAAGGGGCUAGAGCAUCUGAGUUCGGCCCAGACUUGUCGCUUUUCCCCAGCCCACUGAAGGAUGCUGGGUGCACACCCACCCCACUGACGAUGUCCCACCAACACCCAGGAGGUGUUCUCCCAAGGACUUUAAAGCAAAUAAAACAUAUGUUGUUCAGAA
Messenger RNA from Arvicanthis niloticus (Nile rat), 2397 nucleotides. It is a transcript of the gene Slc48a1, whose product is annotated as solute carrier family 48 member 1. The record is from RefSeq and is a predicted model, not a curated record. Gene Ontology annotation, cellular component: plasma membrane; lysosomal membrane. Gene Ontology annotation, biological process: heme transport. Gene Ontology annotation, molecular function: heme binding; heme transmembrane transporter activity. NCBI's taxonomy places the organism in Eukaryota, Metazoa, Chordata, Mammalia, Rodentia, Muridae.